Molecule: messenger RNA, 2592 nt
Organism: Balaenoptera ricei (Rice's whale)
Lineage: Eukaryota; Metazoa; Chordata; Mammalia; Artiodactyla; Balaenopteridae
Gene: PGAP6
Product: post-GPI attachment to proteins 6
Exons: 12
Coding region: 100-2475 (791 amino acids)
Cellular component (GO): plasma membrane
Source: RefSeq, a predicted model, not a curated record
GGCGGCUGGGGCCGCAGUGGCAGCCGUGGCUGCCCGAGCGGCGGCGGGGGUGGGCGGCCGGGUACGCGGGUCGGGUAGCGCCGGGCCGAGCGCGGAGCCAUGCGCCGGGCUGGGACCGGGGCCGGGGGCGCGGCGGUGGUGGUGGCGGUGGCGGUGCCGCUGCUGCUGCUGCUGCUGCUCGCUCGGUCCCCGCCUGCCGCCGCCGGCGACGGCAAAAAGAGCGAUGCCAGGCUGGUGUCGGAGCAGUUUUCGCAGGCCCCGCAGAAGCUGGCUUUCUACAGCUGGUAUGGCAGCGCCAGGCUCUUCCACUUCCAGGUGCCCCCAGACACAGUGCUGCUGCGCUGGCUGCUGCAGGUGUCCAGGGGCAGUGGCCCUACCUGCACCAACAUGGAGAUCACUGUGUACUUCCGCUAUGGUGCCCCUCCCGUCAUCAACCCACUGGGCACCAGCUUCCCUGACAACACCUCCGUUCAGCCCUCCUUCCUCCUCAAGAUGCUGCACAGCAACGCCUCUGUCAACAUCUCCCACCCAGCACCCGGGGACUGGUUUGUGGCCGCCCACCUGCCCCCCUCAUCCCAUAAGAUUGAGGUGAAGGGCUUUGUUCCCACCUGUGCCUACAUCUUCCAGCCUGACAUGCUGGUCGUGCGAGUGGUCGAGGUCUCCAUCCUGGAGCCUGACGUGCCCUUUCCACAGACCCUCCUCUCCCACCCCAGCUACCUCAAAGUCUUCGUCCCCGAGUACACCCAAGAGCUGCGGCUGGAGCUGCAGGGCUGUGCAUCCAACGGGAGCCUGGGCUGCCCUGUGCGCCUCACCGUGGGCUCGGCCACCCUGCCUGGAAACUUCCAGAAAGUGCUCACUUGCAGCGGCCCCACCCAGGCCUGCCGCCUGCUGCUGCCCUCACCACCCUGGGACCGGUGGCUGCAAGUGACGGCCAAGAGCCUCGCAGGGCCCCGUGUGUCUGUGGCUUUCAGUGCUGUGGCUGCCCUCACAGCCUGCAGGCCGUGGAGUGUGAACUUCCAGCACCUUCUGCAGAGCAGCCCAAACCAGAGCAGCAACGCCUCCACCGGUCUGCUUCCCCCGACCCCCAGCUACCAGGACCUGGACCGGAGGGGCAGGGUGGGCGGCAGCCCCUUCUGCCUCAGGAGCUUCCCCGUCCUGCGGGAAGACGUGGACGUGGUAUCCGUGCGCUUCCAGCCCCUGGACAGGGUCUCGGUGCUCGUGCAGUCAGACAUGCCCUCAGUGAUGCGGCUGAACCUCAACACGGGCAUGGACAGCGGGGGCUCCCUCACCAUCUCCAUGCGGGUCAACAAGACUGCGAUUGCCAACACCUCAGUGGUAGCCUGUGUGACUGCUGCCUCACCCUUGCUCAGCUUCAACGCUUCGCUCAGCUGCACCACAGGUAUAGGUGGCAUCCGGCCCCGGGACCAGCAGGCCCUCUGGCUCCCUAUGACCAGGCCUUCCUCCUCCCCUGCAGCCUUCUUCCAGGGCCACCCCCUGUCUCUGAGUGCCUCUUCUCCCACGGCCAACCUCAUCAUCCCCUACCCAGAGACAGACAACUGGUACCUCUCCCUGCAGCUCAUGUGCCCCGAGAGACCUGAGGAGUGUGAGCAGGCCUCGGUCCUCGUGGAGACCACCUUGUACUUGGUGCCCUGCUUGAACGAUUGUGGACCCUACGGCCAGUGCCUCCUGCUGCGCAGACAUGGCUACCUGUAUGCGGGCUGCAGCUGCAAGGCAGGCUGGCGUGGGUGGAGCUGCACAGACAACAGCACAGCCCAGACGGCGGCCCAGCAGAAGGCGGCCGCCCUCUUGCUUACCCUGAGCAACCUCGUGUUCCUGGCCCCCAUCGCCAUCUCCGUGCACCGCUCCCUCCUGGUGGAGGCCUCCGUCUACGCCUACACCAUGUUCUUCUCCACGUUCUACCACGCCUGCGACCAGCCGGGUGAAGCGGUGCUGUGCAUCCUCAACUAUGACACACUGCAGUACUGCGACUUCCUGGGCUCCGGAGUGUCCAUCUGGGUCACCAUCCUUUGCAUGGCCCGGCUGAAGGCCGCCCUGAAAUACGUUCUGUUUCUCCUGGGCGCUCUGGUCUUCGCCAUGUCCUUGCAGCUGGACCGCAGGGCUGCCUGGAACACAAUGGGGCCUUGCCUCUUUGCCAUUGUGGUCAUGGUCACCAUGUGGGUGUACCGCUGUGGGCGCCGGCGCCACUGCUACCCCCCAUCCUGGCAGCGCUGGGUCUUCUACCUCCUGCCCGGCAUCUCCCUGGCCGCUGUGGCCAUCACCAUCUACACUUCCAUGAUGACCAGCGACAACUAUUACUACACCCACAGCAUCUGGCACAUGCUGCUGGCAGGGAGCGCAGCCUUCUUGCUGCCACCACGUGAACAGCACACCAAGCCUUGGGCCUGCUCCCAGAAGCUCACCUGCCACUAUGAGAUCUGCAAGAACCACCAGGACGAGUUGUACACAGUGACAUGACACAGCCAGCUUGGGGACACCUGCAGCUUUGAUGAUCUCUCCAGCCAGGGGCAGGACCAAGGGAGAGGGACCCUGUCCAGAUCCAUUUCCAACUGAAUAAAAUUGCCCUGAGCACUC